Messenger RNA from Saccostrea echinata, 604 nucleotides. RefSeq lists its product as uncharacterized. The transcript is spliced from 9 exons. Lineage: Eukaryota; Metazoa; Mollusca; Bivalvia; Ostreida; Ostreidae. Bases 62 to 604 code for a protein of 180 amino acids. The record is from RefSeq and is a predicted model, not a curated record.
AUAUCUAUAUGUUUAUCAAUAAUUUCAGAUAUCUGAUGAAACAGACAGUGAGUCCUCAGAAAUGGAGUUUGUAAUGGAAAAGUCAAAAAAAGAAUUACCACAAAUUUUUUCCAAGAAAAUGAGGAAGAGGAAAAAGUCUGCAGCUAAGCCAGUGGAAGAAUAUUCAGUACAUAUUUCUGAUGAUUCUGACCUACCAGACAUCCCCUCAGAUAUUACAGAUCCAAAGUGUGACUCUAAUUUGAAAACAUCCACUCCAAAGAAAAGUGCAUGGUCUACUGCUACGGUUACCACUGAAGAUAAAAUACAGAAUUUCAAAUCCAUUCCAAAAGAAAGUGCAUGUUCUACUGCUACAGUUACAAAUGAAGAUAAAAUACAGAAUUUCAAAUCCAUUCCAAAAGAAAGUGCAUGUUCUACUGCUACGGUUACCAAUGACGAUAAAAUACAGAAUUUCAAAUCCAUUCCAAAAGAAAGUGCAUGUUCUACUGCUAUGGUUACCAAUGACGAUAAAAUACAGUUGAUGGAGUCACCUAAUUCAUAUUUUGAGCAAGGGCAGUCUCAUUUGUCACCUGAGAAAGAGGUAAAUAUAUUUAUCAUACUUGUAUAA